Messenger RNA from Schistosoma margrebowiei, 2336 nucleotides. Lineage: Eukaryota; Metazoa; Platyhelminthes; Trematoda; Strigeidida; Schistosomatidae. The record is from the annotation of a GenBank genome assembly.
UUUUGAGUAGCUGUUUUUAAAUCUUGUCCAACUUCAUGCGAUAUUUCUAUGCUUUCUAAGUUAUUAAACCGCGUUUCUACGAAGUUGUUACUGAAAAACACUUGGUACUACAUGCCAACUAGUACCAAUGGCGCUCCAGAAUUUGCACGACCUUUACAAUAACAAGCGUCAUCCAAAUCGAAAUGGUGGCGAUUCUGGAAGAAAUUCAACUACUCUUAUGUGUUACGUUACGCUUGCAAGUAGUCAGGUUUAUCAGGUUGAAGUCGAUCACAAAGCAGAAUGUCAGGAAGUCAUAGAUAAGAUAUGUAAAUUGAUAGGGAUUACGGAAGAAGCUAGUUAUUUUGGUAUUCUAUUAGCAGGAUCUAAAAACGAAUUGUUUUGGCUUAACAGCAGAAACAGGUUAUCAAGGCAAAUUCCAGGGCCUCCUCCAUACCAUCUAUAUUUUAGAGUAAAGUAUUUUGUUCAACCAUCUACACUUCAACUCGAGGAAACCAGACAUCAGUUUUACACAAACGUCGUAUAUCAUCUAAAAAAUGGAUCUUGGGACGCUGACACGACCCUGGAAACACAGUCACAGUUAAUUGCCCUCAUGGCAUACAUACAGUUUGGAAAUUACAACCCAAAUACCACUCCAUGCAAGUAUGCUUGCUUUUGGCCCGAAUGUCGCAACGAAAUUCCACCAGAAGCUAUUCGUAUGGCUGCUAGUUUUCAUAAAGACUUAAAAGAUAUUACCACUUCUCACGCAAAAUAUGAACUUCUGUCUAUAGUUUCACGAGAAUUUCCCUCAUAUGGAACAUAUUUUUAUGAUGUGAAGAAUAUAUUUGAUCGCAAGUUAUUGCUUGGUGUUGGUCCUAGUGAUAUUGUUUUGUGCAACUCUACUGGAGGCGUUACCGAUCGUUUUCCGUUUUGUCGAGUACACACAAUCACAAACAGCGCACGAGUUGUUACUUUAAAUUUGCUUGAAGAAGAUGGCAGUGUUAAAGGACAAAACUAUCAAUUAUCAUCAACUCGUCUAGCUUAUUCCCUUUAUCGUACAAUUACUGAAGUUCAUGCUUUUUUUCAAAGUGAUUCAAUUAAACAAUCAUUAAUUGAACAAACUGUGCGAGAAUCAUUUACUUCAAUGUUUGAUCAUAAUGGUAAGGAAUAUGCGUUCGAUCUUCGAUAUACAUUUUUGGAAGUGUAUGAUCGUGCCAGACGACAUAUGUAUCAUUGCACAAGUAACACUACUAAUCCUAUACCUACAUGUGGAUCACAUGGUCUAACACAACGUACAAGAAGUUUAAGUGGCUCUGUGAAUUCUGUUAUACAUGGUGAAAACAUUUCAACAAGUAGCUUAGAAGCUAUCCACAAGAUUGAAGAUUCUCGAGGAAAGCAAGACUCAUCAAGCCUGGCUGAAUCAGUCGUUAGUGUUGAGGAAGUUCAAGAGAUAGUUCAGGAAACUUUGCGUGAAGUAGCACUCUGUCGUGUUUGUAUGGACCAACCAAUAUCACGUGUUUUCUUUCCAUGUGGUCAUACAAUAUGCUGCAGCAUAUGCGCAGAUCGUGUAGAUCAAUGUCCUGUGUGUCGUAAAAGUAUUGAAAUCAGGCAUCCAUGCUAUUUACCUUGGAAUACAGAAUCAAAUAGUGAAGAGGUUUGUCUUCUUCCUAGCUGUACAUUUAAAGAUGUAAGUGACCGAUUUAAGUCUCAUAGACACUCACGUCACCAUAAAAACAAUACCACAUCAGAUUCAGCUUUGCAUGAAACAGCAUCAGCACCUUCCUGUCAAUUAUCAUCCUUUAUCCAUGAAAUUUCAAAAACAUCUGAUCGUUCAAGUAGCCUUAAUCAGUCCACACCAACUAGUGUUCCUAGUUUAUCCAUAAGCAAUCAAUCCGAUGUCACUUUCUUUUCAAGAGCAUCUUCAUCAAUAUCUGAUCAAAAGCCUUGUGUAGUUUCUACAAUGACUGCUUCAACCUCAGGAAAUUCGGUUCCUUUACUAGUUACAUCUUCAAACAAUCCUAGAAGUCAUGAAGUCGAGAAAUCUGUUAGUACUACGCGUCGUGUUACAUGGCAAACAGAAGAUUAGCAAUGCUCAGUAGUAGUUAUGCAUUAUAUAGUGUGCACAAUAUUUGUAUAAAUUAUCUUAUUUUUCGGUGAUAUCAAAGAAAACCAUUCACAAUAACCUGAAUUUAUUUCUAAAUAAACACUCACUUUUAUUUCUAUUUAGCUUGGCUUUUUUCCUUUCUUUUUAAACUAUAGAGUUUGUCGUCAAACGGUGCAAUUCAUUCUCUUUUUUUUUUUAAAAAAAAACACACACACCUUUUUUUUGUUACUUUCCUCCUUUGUUCUCUACAUUGUAU